This is a messenger RNA of Olea europaea var. sylvestris, 1789 nucleotides long. RefSeq names its product B3 domain-containing protein At5g42700-like. The coding region runs from base 159 to 890 and encodes 243 amino acids. The transcript is spliced from 7 exons. NCBI's taxonomy places the organism in Eukaryota, Viridiplantae, Streptophyta, Magnoliopsida, Lamiales, Oleaceae. The record is from RefSeq and is a predicted model, not a curated record. Gene Ontology annotation, molecular function: DNA binding.
ACGAAGUGUUUCUUCCCUCACACUGCCAGUGUCCUCAACAAAUCCAUCUUCUUCCACACUUGGGUUUGCUAUGUAUAUAUGCAGAUCUUCGUAUAACCUUUUUGUACAUAGACAUACAUUCUCAUUAAAAUUGGGGGAAAAAAAGAGAAGAAUUUUCAAUGCAUGCAAGUAGAGAGAAAAUCAUGAGCGAAAAGAGUCCGAAUUUUAGUAAAAUUUUAACAGAAUUAAAGGAAGAAGAAGUGGAGUUCGAGCAGCGAGAACAAAAAGAAGAAGGGGAAAUCACUGGUUCAGACGACGAAGAGUUUGACUACCCAUCGGUAUUUCGGUUUCGGCCGAACCGAAUCGUUUCCUCCCCUGCGGGAGAAGAAAGAGAAGAAGGAGAGAUUAUUUCCAGUUCAGAAGAUGAAGAUUAUGUCUAUCCAUCAGUAUUUCGGGUCGAGCCAAACCGAAUUGACUCUUCCAUUGCGGCAUUUCACUUGGAUUUCAGAAGCUCUAAAAGGACAAAAAAGAUGGAAAUGAUGGACAAUGUUGAUGGGAACUUCCAAGUUAACUAUUCUUCAGUAAUGAAGCGAUCAAAAGAGGUUCAAGCAAAUCUGGACCCCAAAUUCCCUAGCUUCUUCAAGUUAAUGCUGCGUUUUUCUCAAGAAUUUUGGCUUCGUAUUCCUUCACAUUUCUGCAAAAUGCACAUGCCAAAGCAUGACGAAACAAUUUGUUUGGAAGAUGAAACUGGAGAAACAUAUGAAACGAGCUACUUUGCAGUUACAAUGGAACUAAGUUCUGGUUGGAGAGGAUUUUGCAUUCGGCACAACUUGCUUAAAGGAGACGUUGUUGUUUUCCAUUUGGUGGCGUUUUGCAAAUUUAAGGUAUACAUUGUGAGGGCAAGCACUUAACACAAGGUUGAUGGAACUAUUGGCAAUUCAAAUCUAGAUGCUAAUACUAACGAAAGAGACCUUGAGAAUGAUCAAAUUAAAACUUUGACAAAAGUAGAGUUCGAAAGUGGUGAGGAACUCCCUUCCAGAAAUGCAGAUGCUGGGUUUUAAAGGUUGUUUAUUGAUUUUGAUGAGUUCAACGUUGCAGUUAAUGGCAUCAGUGUAGACUCUAUGCUUACCAAAGAUAUGCUUAAGAAGUAUUAUGAGCUUUGCUUCACUUGGGACUCUUACCUUCAUAAUCUUCUUCUUAAGAGCAUCAACUGUAUAUGAGCAACUGGAUCAAUUUUAGAGACAAUAAUAAUUGCUGAUUAAGAGGGUAUAAGCUUUCAACCUCCAGUGAUGAUUUUGCAAUGUGGGACAAUAUGCAUUCUCAGUUGAGCUAUCUUAUGAGUAUUGUUGUAGAGAGAAGAGAGACAUCUGAAUCAGAGGAGGUAUGCUGAAGCUAAAUUUGAGCUCGACUCUGUGGAGGAGGAGAUAUUCGUACUCUAAAACCAAAGCUAUGGGAGCUUAAACAAGCAAGAAGGAAGCUUGAUAUUUACAUGGAUGUUCUGAAGGCGGAAUCUCAUAGACGUGAGCAGAUGUUUGAAGAAGAAGCUAGUAGCCGAUGGUUGUGGAGCAAAAACCUUUUAGGAUGUUUGUUAGUACAAUAGUUAGGUGCUUUCGUGUAGUUCUACUGCAAUUUGAUAGAAAUGCAGCAAGAAAUAUAACAAUUUGUACCUUUUGGAAUCCUUUAAAAGAAUGGUUGUAUCGACUUCAUUAUUCUGUUAAAGAAAACUAGGCCAUUGGUCAUGUGCACUUUCACCACUGUUUCUCAACCUAAGAUCAUGUAGUAAUAUAAUCUGUAAUUUUUUUUCUUGACA